AGGACACUGGUUCUCGGGCGCGCUCUUCUCUCAGAAGGACCUGCCUCCAGGCGGCGUUGCCGUGGAGACGGAGCUCCGUGUAGAUGUGGCACCUCGCCGAGGCACAGCAUUUACUGACUAUCUGUGACAAGGGCUGACAGGACCGACGCCAAGAUGAUGCUUUCAAGGGCCAAACCCGCUGUGGGCGGGGAAUCACCGCACACUGACAAAAGAAAGAAGAAAGGAAGGAAGAUUCCAAAACUAGAGGAUCUACUUUCGCAAAGAGAUUUCACUGGCGCCAUUACCCUAUUGGAGUUCAAACGCCAUGUUGGGGAGCAAGAAGAUGAUACGAACCUGUGGAUUGGAUACUGUGCCUUUCACCUGGGUGACUACAAGAGAGCUCUGGAGGAAUAUGAAAAUGCAACAAAGGAGGAAAAUUGCAAUCCGGAAGUGUGGGUAAACUUGGCCUGCACCUACUUUUUUCUUGGGAUGUAUAAACAAGCAGAAGCUGCUGGGUUUAAAGCUCCAAAAAGCCGACUCCAAAACCGCCUGCUGUUCCAUCUGGCUCACAAGUUUAAUGAUGAGAAGAAACUGAUGAACUUUCACCAGAAUCUUCAGGAUAUCAAAGAGGACCAGCUUAGUCUGGCCUCGAUCCACUACAUGCGAUCCCAUUACCAAGAAGCUAUUGAUAUAUACAAGCGGAUACUGCUGGACAACAGGGAAUACCUGGCCCUCAAUGUUUACGUGGCCCUCUGCUACUACAAACUGGAUUACUAUGAUGUGUCUCAAGAGGUCCUGGCUGUUUACCUGCAGCAGAUUCCUGAUAGUACCAUCGCACUCAACCUCAAGGCCUGUAAUCACUUUCGCCUUUAUAACGGCAAGGCGGCUGAGGCAGAGCUCAAAAGCCUGAUGGAUAACGCCUCUUCGCCCUUUGAGUUUGCUAAGGAACUCAUCAGGCACAAUCUGGUUGUUUUCCGAGGAGGUGAAGGGGCUUUGCAGGUUUUGCCUCCUCUGGUUGAUGUCAUUCCUGAAGCUAGGCUAAACCUAGUGAUUUACUAUCUUCGUCAAGAUGAUGUACAGGAAGCUUAUAAUUUAAUCAAGGAUCUGGAACCUACUACGCCUCAGGAGUACAUCCUCAAGGGAGUUGUCAAUGCAGCCCUUGGCCAGGAAAUGGGUUCGAGGGAUCAUAUGAAAAUUGCCCAGCAAUUUUUCCAGUUGGUAGGAGGAUCAGCUAGUGAAUGUGAUACAAUACCAGGGAGGCAGUGCAUGGCUUCCUGUUUCUUCCUGCUUAAACAAUUUGAUGAUGUCUUGAUUUACCUCAACUCUUUCAAGAGUUACUUCUAUAAUGAUGACAUCUUUAACUUUAAUUACGCCCAAGCCAAAGCUGCAACAGGCAAUACCAGUGAGGGUGAAGAGGUUUUCCUUUUGAUCCAAAGUGAAAAGUUGAAAAAUGAUUACAUUUACCUCAGUUGGUUAGCUCGCUGCUAUAUCAUGAAUAAGAAACCAAGACUAGCUUGGGAACUUUAUCUCAAGAUGGAAACCUCUGGUGAGUCCUUCAGCCUCUUACAGCUCAUUGCCAAUGACUGCUACAAGAUGGGCCAGUUCUACUAUUCAGCCAAAGCCUUUGAUGUCCUAGAGAGGCUGGAUCCCAACCCUGAGUACUGGGAAGGCAAAAGGGGUGCCUGUGUGGGCAUUUUCCAGAUGAUUCUAGCUGGCAGAGAGCCCAAAGACACCCUCCGAGAGGUUCUGCACUUACUGAGAAGCACAGGAAACACCCAAGUGGACUAUAUCAUCAGGAUCAUGAAGAAGUGGGCCAAGGAGAACAGAGUUCCCAUCUAAGCUGCUGAGCCCCAGGUCGUGGGCCAGCUUCCUCUCUCAGCUAACCGGAACUGGUUCCUGCACUUGAAUGUGUGAUCCAGGACCUUGUUUGGCUGGCAUUUCCUUCCUGGCUCUUACAGCAUCAAGAUGAGUAGGUGAUAUGCGUGGACUUAGACAUCGGGCAGCAGAUCUCCUGGGUCUGUGCUGACACCCCAUGUAGUCUACUGGUGAAAAGACUGGGCUUUCCUUGUGCCUUUCUUCCAAAAUCACUCAAAAAUAACCAUUUAAUUUAUUGGCUUUUAGGAAUAGAUAAUGGUUUUGUUUUCCUUCUCUGUUAGCGUUUCAGGACAUUUCCUCCUAGCUGCAGUGACAAGACCUAUAUACUAAAAUGCUGCUAUCAUUUGAU
Acomys russatus (golden spiny mouse) is the source of this 2203-nucleotide messenger RNA. RefSeq names its product intraflagellar transport 56 (gene Ift56). Gene Ontology annotation, molecular function: protein binding; intraciliary transport particle B binding. Gene Ontology annotation, biological process: intraciliary anterograde transport; intraciliary transport involved in cilium assembly. Gene Ontology annotation, cellular component: ciliary basal body; ciliary base; intraciliary transport particle B. The record is from RefSeq and is a predicted model, not a curated record. Lineage: Eukaryota; Metazoa; Chordata; Mammalia; Rodentia; Muridae. The coding region runs from base 154 to 1818 and encodes 554 amino acids. The transcript has 18 exons.